Messenger RNA from Diabrotica virgifera virgifera (western corn rootworm), 4348 nucleotides. It is a transcript of the gene Mkp, whose product is annotated as dual specificity protein phosphatase 19. Gene Ontology annotation, biological process: regulation of MAP kinase activity; protein dephosphorylation. Gene Ontology annotation, cellular component: cytoplasm. The transcript is spliced from 2 exons. The record is from RefSeq and is a predicted model, not a curated record. The coding region runs from base 416 to 991 and encodes 191 amino acids. Lineage: Eukaryota; Metazoa; Arthropoda; Insecta; Coleoptera; Chrysomelidae. Gene Ontology annotation, molecular function: JUN kinase phosphatase activity.
AUCUUUCACUAUUUUAUAGUAGUGUGAAUCCAUUUCUCAUGUAAAUAAUUAGUCGAGAAUUCUAUUCGACACGUUGCUUAACCUAAAAAGUGACCGGUGGGCUUGGAGGGAAAUAUUUCAAAAUGGCUCCAUCUAAUGCCAUUGGAAAGAUCAAACUGCCUUGCUUGGACUCGGUUUCACGACGAUCUCUAACAAUGAUUUAUUAAACGAAGUGUCAGCGUUCUUUCCAAAUAUUAUAUUGUGCUGCGGACGAUAACAAAGUUAAUGCCCAAAGUUAUAUCGGGAAGUUAAGUUUAAGUGAACCAAAAAGAUUACACCUUUAGCUGUUCAAAUGAGACACACCCUGAUUAGAUUAAAAAAGAUAUCUUAAAACUAAUAUUUGUUAAAGGAAAUAAUUAUUAAGUCAGUGUAUAAAAUGAGUUUGCUAGAUUCUAUCAAAUCCAAAAAGCAGUCCUUGAGGAGUACAGAAACUAUAGUGACUCUUGCGGACGGUAAAAAACUUAGGGAGACUAAAGAAAAAACCGAAUUUUUAGGUGUAAGUUAUGGGUUUGUUGUAGACACAAAACCGGAUAAAACGCCUGCAAAAAUUAUACCCAAUUUGUAUUUAGGUGCACAAGAUUGUUGUGAGAGAGAAGUUUUAGACAGUUACAACUUGAGAGUUGUAUUAAGUGUAGGGAUAGAGCCCUCCGUAAAGUACGAAAAUGUUAUUUAUAAAUAUAUAGAGUGUUUAGAUUUACCUGAGACUGAUAUAAAAGACGUUUUGAAUGUGGCUGUUCCAACUAUCGAUGAAUAUAUACUCGAAAAUAAUAUUUUGGUGCACUGCAAUGCAGGGGUCAGCAGAUCAUGUUCUGUUGUUAUUGGGUAUCUUAUAUUAAAAAGGGGAUUUAGUUAUGAAUCUGCCUUACAAGCUUGUAAAGAUGUAAGACCUUGUGUUAGACCAAACGAUGGUUUCGAAAAACAGUUGAAAAUGUUAAAUAGUGACACGAGUUGAUUGUAGUGCUCUAGAGCCCCCUGUAAAAUACGAAAAUGGUAUUUAUAAGUAUAUUAGAGUGUAGAGUAGGGAGGGCGAGUCAAGUCCCACAGCAUUUAGGCCACAAUUGACCCAUUGUGCAUCUUCCCAUGGGGUUGUCGUCCUUAGUUCAUUAUCCAUCCUGCCAUUUCCAGGAAGGCGGACAAAUCACCAGGGAACAUCUCCCCUAUGUCGGCAGGUAUAGGCGAAGGCUCGCCGAACGCAUACUCUCGUAUUGACGAUAACUCGCGACAUUCACAUAGGACAUGCCCGACAGUUUCGUCAUCUCGUUCACACUUCCUGCGCAGAGGUGUGUCUAUGUACUAGCGUCAGUGUGUGGAGGUGUUUUCUUAGUUGACAAUGGCCAGUUAAAAAACCAACUGUCAAGCGUAGGUUUUUCUUGGUCAUUCUCAAAUACUUUCUGAUGCUGACUUCCCAAGGUUCCUUAGUUUUACCUUGGCAAGUCUAGGUCCUAGCCCUUAUUCCCAUCUUUUCACGGUUUGCAUGUGGAAGUGACAUUUGGCAAUUUCCGCGAUUGUUGCAGUUGACCAGCCAAAAAGAUCACCAGGUCCUAAGAGUCUUAGGACCUGGUGCCUUCCUAGCGAGCUGGUCAGCAAUGCAGUUGCGUUUAUUUCAGUUGUGUCCUCUAACCCACAUUGUGACCUCAGGAUGAUGUUGUUACCAUCCGAAGCUUGAGCUAGUGACUCAUGACACUCCAUUACUAGCCCUGAUAUGACACAUGGUCAGUUCAGGGUUAGUAGCGCUGUCUGUGCUGAUUAUUAUGCUUUUACCGUUUAUACCUUUCCGGGUUGUCUCUUUUGCGGCUAUGGAGAUACCAGCCAGUUCAGUCUGAACUACGCUGGCAUUUUUGCCCAUACCCCAUUUUAUACUAAGGUUCAGUGAUCUGGAAUAUAUCCCGCAUCCUGUGCCUUCUUCCAUUUUGGAGCCGUCGGUGUAGAUGCAAUAUGCAUUUGCCACGUUUGACUCCUUAUGUUGUCUUGCUUCGAUUUUGUAGGGCUUGUAGAAGACAAACGUAGGUUUAAUUGAGUCGCAUUUAUGGUCCAGAUGUAGCUGAAGCAGUGUCUCCAUCUCAUCCCGCCAGAAAGUACAUCAAUUGUCCCAUUCCUACAUCAAGGUUUGCAACCGCUAAGCGCAAUCUCGUCAUCGUUAUCAGCGCCACCUCUUUGACAUAUAUGUCUAAAGGGGUGAUGCCAAUGAGCAACUCCAUUGCAGCAGUUGGUGUUGUUUUCAUGGCAUCUGUUAUAUUUAGGCAAGCCAUCCGCUGAAUAUGGUUUAGUUUGUUGAUCGCUGUUGCCUAUAGUACUUUUGAUACCCAAGCAAUAGCUCCGUAAGUUAGCAUUGGCCUAAUGGCAGUAGUGUAGAUCCAAGCGAUCACCCUGGGCGAAAGGCCCAAGUGCGUUCGACCGUUCGCCGACACUGUUCAUAGGCAAUAUAUGCUCUUUCACCUCUACUAUCUAAGUGAGAGUUCUAUGUUAACUUCCUGUCAAGGGUAAUACCAAGGUAUUUCACCUCUUCAGAGAAAUUCAGACUGCAGUUUAGAAUCCUAGGGGUAUUAAGCUCGCGAUCUUUCUUUUUCUGGUGAAGAGGACCAUCUCUGUCUUUUUUUGGAUUUAUAGACAGUGAGUGUUCCUUACACCAUGUUUCUAUUAGUCUGAGAGCAACUUGUAAUCUCUCACAUACUUAGUGUGUUCUCAAACUUACCGCUUUGCAAGACGGUUAUGUCAUCUGCACAGGCUAUUGUGUAGAAACUGUUGCUGCUGAAUUGGUCAACCAGGGUAUCCAGAACCAUGUUCCAGAGGAUUAGUGAUAACACCCCCCACUGUGGACAUCCCCUCGUAACCAUCCCUCUAACCCAAACGUCUUAUACAUUUAUGCUUAUUGUUCUAUUGGAGAGCAUACUAAAUAUCCAUUCGCUCACGGCCAGGAGAACGUUCCCGACAUUGAGCUGUUGGGUGAUGAUUGGCAGUGUUGUCCCAAUGUGUGGCUCCCUCAUUGUCUAUGAAUAUACCUAGGGUGGAUUCUUUAUUAUCCAGCGAUCUUUCAAUUCUUUCCACUACUUGAUGCAGUGCAGAAUCGGUAGAUCUUCCCGAAGGAAAUGCAUGUUGAUUUGAGUGAAAUGGGUUAUGAACCAGAACUUCAUCCCUUAUGUACCUCUCGCAUAGCUUUUCCAUUGUUUUCAAGAGAAAAAAAGAAUGUGUGUGUACUUUGUACGCACGUAAGAAGUUAUACUUCUAUUACAUAUUAUGUGAUUUUAACGAAAUUGAUAUAAUGAACUUUAAACAGUUUAUAUUUUAUUUAAAUAUUAAACUAAUUUUAAUACUUACUACUUUCCAAAAAUUUUUAUUAAGACAAUACCAAAAAUUUAAAAAAAUAAAAGAAUAAAACACACACAAACACAUUGAAAAAUGCCACAAAGAAAAAAUGAUUUCUGAACGAUAAUAAUUGUUGGCAAAAAUUUUAAAUACGCAUUUUCUGAAAAAAAAUUAUAUAAUAAAUAUACUUACAAUCAUAAAAUGCAUAAAAAAAUAAAAACUUGCAUCGGGAUUCGAACCCGCGAAUUUGGGGACGCUUUGAUUCGUAAUCGAAGCCUAGACUCACUCAUCCAAUUACUCAUUAUUUGUCAUGCGGAAAAAUAGGUCAACUGAACGUUUUACUGUUUGACAGUUAUUCUGAAUUUAAAUCAAAUUAUGUAGUUUUGAUUUUUGUGGAAGAAAAUAUUAAAAUAUAACAAAACAGUAAGAAAACAAUAUAUUAGAUGAAGAUUGGUAGAACUUUUGUUGGUAAUCAAAUUAAGCAUGUAAAUCAAAGCAUUACAUACCUACUAGAUAAAUAAAUCUACGCCAAAAAAUCAUAAUUUAAAAAUAAAAAUCGGAACUAAUUUCGGAUUUUUCUCUAAAAUCCCCAUUCUUGAGAAAAUAAAUUUAUUCCAACCUAAUCCAAAUGUAUAAUUACAAUAUGAUUAUAAUAAAAACUACUUGCGAAAUUAGAAUGAGUCCUUGUCCAAAAUAGUCCAAAAAUAUAUAUGAAAACUAUUUAAAAAGCAGUAUAAGUAUUAACUUACUUGUGUUUGUUGCUUCUUUUCACACAAAUUUCAAAACGCAACAACCAUAAAUAAUCAAACCACAGCUUUGCCACAGCCGACAUAUUGAAUAAUUUUUGACAUGUCAUUUGAACAUACAAUCAGAACAAAGUUAUAAUGCGCAUGUUUGUUUUGUUGUUAUUUUUUUUAACCCUCUAGAUUUAAGUAAUUAUUGUAUAUUAUAAUUGAAACAAAAAGAAAAAAAAAGAGAAAAAAACGAAGAAAAAAAACUAAGAAGA